AUGGGCACCCGGGGCCUGUCCUGUGGGGGUUCCGUGUUCCGUACCCGGACCCUCCUCAGACGGAGGACGGGCCGUGACCAGCAAGGAAGUGAAGGAGCUGAGACAUGGAGGACAACCCAGCACGUGGGUGCUGACACACACAGGGAACACUGUCCUCAAGGGUUGUGCUUCCUGGAUUUUAACAAUCGCCGGAAACCCCAACCUCGUGCAGAGUUGUGCUUCCUGGCUCUGUUCCAGCCUGGGCAACUGGAUAGGACGAAUCAUUACAGACUCACCUGGUACAUCUCCUUGAGCCCCUGCCCUGACUGUGUGCCAAAACUGGUUGACUUCCUGGGCGAGAACAGACACGUGCAGCUGCGCAUCUUCGCUGCUUACCUAAAUACCAAACUCACUGGAUAUGAGGAUGGGCUGCGAGACCUGCGGGACGCUGGGGCCGAACUUGCCAUCAUGACCCUCACAGAGCACCAGCACUGCUGGGAAAAAUUCGUGGACCACCCUAGGCGGAUGCUGCCUUUGAAGCCUAAGACUGAACUGGAAGAAAAAUUACAGAAGCUGAAGGACAUUCUCAGGUGUCCCAGGGAGAAUGCCAGUCCCAGAAAUCUGUACAAAGCCAAUACAACUUCAAAGGUGAAGCUAAGGUGGAUGGGCAUACCAGAUAUUGGAUCUACGCUGAAGCCCUGGAAGAUCAGUGUGGUAGUCGCUCAGGCAUGGACAGAAGGCAGGAAGGUUCUCCAUCCAGGAACUUUCCGAAAACCUGGGCCUGUGAGCAGACGUGCAGCAGCGCCAGCUCCGGGACCAAGGGCAAUGCAGCAGCAAGGGAACCAAGACUUCACUGCGGUGCCCUGGCCCAGAAUGUAUCCCAAGACCUUCAACUCCAACUUCAAAAACCUAGAUGGCCAUGGGUGUAAGUCUACCUUCCUCUGCUUUGAAGUGGAAAGAUGGGAGGAUGGCUCAGUUCUUGACUAUCAAAAUGGUGUCUUUCGAAACCAGUUGUAUCCUGGCCACGCAGAACUCUGCUUCAUAGAAUGGUUCCAUGAGAAGGUUCUGUUUCCUGAUGAGAUUCGGUGUCCUGAUGCGCAAUACCAUGUCACCUGGUACAUAUCCUGGAGCCCCUGCUUCGAGUGUGCAGAGCAGGUGGCUGACUUCCUGAAUGAGAACGAGAACGUGGACCUGAGCAUCUCCGCCGCCCGCCUCUACUUGUGUGAGGACGAAGAUGAGCAGGGGCUUCAAGAUCUGGUUGCUACAGGGGCCAAGGUGGCCAUGAUGGCUCCAGAGGAUUUUAAAUACUGUUGGGAUAACUUUGUGUACAACGGGGGAUGGCAGUUCACGUAUUGGAAGAAUGUGCGUCGAAAUUAUGGUCGUCUGCAGGAGAAGCUUGAUGAAAUCCUCGGGGACUUGAGGAGGAUUCAUGACUUUAUUUUUGGGACGGAAUGAUGUCUCCAAGCGGCUGGCUCCCGGGGCUGAAUGGAAGAGCCCUCGCUAAAACUGAAGCAGCACAGCUUUCUCUCCAGCUCCCUGAAGCUCCCGUCCCCAAGUCCCUAUGCAAUAAAAGGCUAAUAUGCAAAUU
This is a messenger RNA of Myotis brandtii (Brandt's bat), 1567 nucleotides long. RefSeq lists its product as uncharacterized. Gene Ontology annotation, cellular component: nucleus; P-body; cytoplasm. The record is from RefSeq and is a predicted model, not a curated record. The transcript is spliced from 12 exons. NCBI's taxonomy places the organism in Eukaryota, Metazoa, Chordata, Mammalia, Chiroptera, Vespertilionidae. Bases 1 to 1434 code for a protein of 477 amino acids. Gene Ontology annotation, molecular function: cytidine deaminase activity; zinc ion binding; RNA binding. Gene Ontology annotation, biological process: cytidine to uridine editing; DNA cytosine deamination; negative regulation of single stranded viral RNA replication via double stranded DNA intermediate.